AUGGAAUCUGAAACGCCGGAGUCGAAAGGAUGGUGGUGGUGGCUUCUAGUGCUGGUAAUUGCAGCUCUUGUCCUCUGUGCAUCUUCAAUCAGUCUCUGGAAGAAUUUUCAUCAAUUGGAGAUUUUUCAGCGUGCUCCAAAGCAUUCGCGGGCUAUAGUUGAUAAGUAUGCUAAUGCUCUCAGCGUCUCUGUGCAAUUCUUUGAUGUUCAGAAAGCUGGUAAGUUGGUGAAUAAUAAGAUUUCUUGGAGGGGAGAUUCUGCUUUGGAAGAUGGAAAAGAAGAAAAUAUGGAUCUGACAAAAGGAAUGUAUGAUGCUGGGGAUUUAAUGAAGUUUGGAUUUCCCAUGGCAUUCACUGCAACAAUUUUGUCAUGGGCCAUACUCGAGUAUGGAGACAAUAUGAAACAAGCGAAGGAACUGGAUCACAUCCAAGAUUCUUUAAAAUGGAUCACUGAUUAUCUCAUUAAUUCCCACCCAUCUGGCAAUGUGCUCUACAUUCAGGUUGGUGACCCUGAGUUGGAUCAUAAAUGCUGGGAAAGACCUGAAGUGAUGACAGAAAGAAGACCUCUAACACAAGUGAAUACAUCUUAUCCUGGAACAGAUGUCGCAGCAGAAACUGCAGCGGCUAUGGCAUCUGCAUCUUUGGUGUUCCAGAAAAAGAACUCUGCAUACUCCAAGUUGCUUCUGGAGCACGCCGAGCAAUUAUUUAAUUUUGCAGAUACUUACAGGGGUACUUAUAGUUUCAAUAUCCCAGGAGCGCAGAAGUAUUACAACUCUACAGGAUAUGGUGAUGAACUCUUGUGGGCGGCUGCUUGGCUUUACCAUGCUACAGGAGACCACUCAUAUCUUACAUAUGUGACUGUGAAAAAUGGGAAUUCGUUUGCUAAUUGGGGAAUGCCGACAUGGUUUUGCUGGGACAACAAACUGGCUGGCACACAGGUUUUACUAUCCAGAGUAAGUUUCUUUGGUUCAAAAGAUAUCCUAGGUGCAGAAAAUAUUGCCCUCCAGCUGUAUAGAAAGACUGCUGAGGCUGUUCUGUGUGGGCUUUUACCAAAUUCCAGAACACCUACAUCUCAAAGAACAGAUGGUGGCCUCAUAUGGGUGUCAGAGUGGAAUGUACUGCAAUAUUCCGUUGCCUCUGCAUUUCUGACACUCGUUUAUAGUGAUUACAUGCUAACAUCUCAGACACAAACCCUGUACUGUAAUGGGGAGCUUUAUCAACCAAGUGACCUACGCAAGUUUGCUCUUUCACAGGCGGAUUACGUCUUAGGGAGCAAUCCGAUGAAGAUGAGCUACCUUGUUGGUUAUGGAAGCAACUACCCUCAAUUUGUACAUCACAGAGGUGCUUCAAUUCCGAGAGAUGCAAACACAGGCUGCUCCGAUGGGUUUAAAUGGCUUAAUUCGACAGACCCCAAUCCAAAUUUGGCAAUUGGAGCACUUGUAGGCGGACCAUUCCUAAAUGACACCUACUCAGACUCCCGGAACAACUCUCAGCAAGGUGAACCAACCACUUACAACAGUGCUUUGAUUGUUGGCCUUCUUUCGGGACUCAUCACCACUUCUAAUCAAAAGGAGAUGGAGAGAAGCCAGUCCUGUAUGGAUGUCUUGCAAGAGAAGGAUGCAAAGAAGGAAUUAGGUGUCCUAUGGCGUAGAGUUAAAACUGCUGCGACAUUAUUGACAUACUUGAAAUCGAAAGCCAGAAUCAUGGCUGUUCCCCAUAUGGCUCAUAUUGUUUGUGGUAUCGAAGAACUAGAUGGCACAAGCCUUGUAGAUGAAAAUGAUGUACCAUUGCCUGUCUUGUCGAGAAAUAUAGAUCUGUCUUCCUUUGACAGUCCCGAUGAGGAAACAUGGACUGCACUUAGCAGUCAUCAUGGUUCACUUGAUGAAGAUGAUGUAGUUUAUAUAAAUGAAUUAUUCAGAAGUGUACAUAUGGUUGGAGAUGUGAUGGAAAACCUUGUCAAGAGGGUUAUAGUCGCAGAAUCUGAAGCUGCUAAUGAGAAGGAGAAGGUGACUGUAGGGCAGGAAGAAAUUAAAAGAAAGACCCUCCAAGUUGAAAAUAUGUCUUUAAAAUUGCAGGAGAUGGAGCAGUUGGCACUAGGCACUAAUUGUAUUCUAAAUGAAAUGCGACAGAGGGUUGAAGAUUUGGUUGAAGAAACGUCUAGACAAAGGGAAAGAGCUGCAGAAAAUGAACAGGAGCUCUGUCGCGUUAAGCAAGACUUCGAAUCUCUAAAAACCUAUGUCAGUAGUCUGCUUAAUGUAAGGGAAACACUUCUUUCAUCAGAAAAGCAAUUUCAGACUAUUGAGAAGCUCUUUGAAAGACUUGUCGUUAAGACAUCACAAUUGGAAAGUGAAAAGAUACAGAAGGAAGUUGAGGUCCAGAAACUUAUGGAGGAGAACGUUAGGCUCACUACUCUUCUUGACAAGAAAGAGGCUCAACUCGUGGCCAUGAAUGAACAGUGCAAGGUUAUGGCAUUGAAUGCUUCCAACAUCUAG
Molecule: messenger RNA, 2490 nt
Organism: Fraxinus pennsylvanica
Lineage: Eukaryota; Viridiplantae; Streptophyta; Magnoliopsida; Lamiales; Oleaceae
Source: the annotation of a GenBank genome assembly